Melanaphis sacchari is the source of this 1049-nucleotide messenger RNA. RefSeq lists its product as uncharacterized. Gene Ontology annotation, cellular component: membrane. Gene Ontology annotation, molecular function: transmembrane transporter activity. Gene Ontology annotation, biological process: transmembrane transport. The record is from RefSeq and is a predicted model, not a curated record. NCBI's taxonomy places the organism in Eukaryota, Metazoa, Arthropoda, Insecta, Hemiptera, Aphididae. The annotation marks the transcript as partial. The transcript has 6 exons.
GUUUGGCUAUGGUGAUGAUUCCCAGCAAUAUUGUUUUUAUUUCAUCUACGUACUUCAAAUUUAAUGCUUGGAGAUUUUUUAUACUUUUAACUUCUAUACCAAGUCUAAUUUCAUUUGUAUUGAUAUAUCGUUACCCGGAAACUCCACGAUUUUUAAUGUUUCGCGGUUAUUUAAUAAAAUCCAGGGAUAUUCUGGAACAAAUUUAUAUAGUUAACAACAACUUUACAUCAAUUCCGUAUCCGGUGCAAUUUUUCACUCAAACCCGUUCAGCAAUUCGGUUUGAUGCAGGAUUUAUUGGAGGCAUUCCAUUCAUGGAAAAUGUUAAAAGAAAAUUAAUUGUUCUAAAAAAUGAUCAUAUAAAAUUAUUCUCUAAAUACUUCAGAAAUAUUAUAGUAGCUUGUACUAUAGAAUUUUGUUUAAUGGCAUCGUAUAUAACUAUUCUUGUAUGGGUGCCGGAAUUGUUUUCUAGAUACUCUAAUUACAAAAAACAAAAUACAGAUGGUGUAAAUAUAUGUAUAGCUUCAGAAUGGCAUUUAGUAUAUAACUCUAUGUUUGCUGGACAAACAGUUUCAGUCAAUGCUUAUUUAGCUGCAUUAAUUGUGGCAUGUUCAUCAAUACCUCUAGUUCUACUUACUGGGAUCUUAAUUAAAUAUUGUAACAAAAAAUUAUUGUUAUUUAUUACUUGUGGAGUUCCAGUUGUGUUCGCAUUACUGGUUUCAAGAACUUAUAACGAUCUACAAGCAGAAUUAAUGUGUUGCGUUUUUGAAGGAUUUACUUCAUUAACAGAACCUAUUAUAUUUUGUUCUAUUGUUGAACUAUUUCCUAGUAAUGUGAGGGGAGUGGCAUUUUCAAUGAUUGUGAUGACUGGUCGAUUAGGUGCUAUAUUUGGAAUAAUUGUUUUUGGAAUACUGAUUGAUAUAAGUUGUUUUAUGAUGUUUUAUGCUUUAGCCUUGUUACUAUUAAUUGCAUUUAUUGCAGUGGCGUUUUUACCUAAAUUAAAAAUUGGCGGUGGCCAUUAGGUGAGCGCGUAUAAUAGCCGAAAAUAUAUC